Molecule: messenger RNA, 3738 nt
Organism: Penicillium pulvis
Lineage: Eukaryota; Fungi; Ascomycota; Eurotiomycetes; Eurotiales; Aspergillaceae
Exons: 4
Coding region: 1-3738 (1245 amino acids)
Source: RefSeq, a predicted model, not a curated record
AUGGCCGCCGCUGGCGCGAGGGCUCAAAAGCCCGUCGGCUCUGCCGCAUGGAUUGCCGCAGAGAAAGAAAACAUGGCGGAACUAGUCGAACAAGAAAUGGAGGAGGUUGAAUACCCCGUUCGGCACGAAAUGGACUGGCUAAACGAGCAUAUGGCGGACAUCUUCUCCAAAGGUCAAACCAACUUUACGGAUGUCUUCAAAACACCAGGAAAGAUGAGAGGGAAAACACCUCGCACAGCACGCAAGCGAAAUGUGGAAGAAAGUCGGGUGCCAUUGAGCGAGAUAUUUUCCUCUACUCACAAGCAAAGCGACAGCAGGGCAAGCCCUAGUCCUUUCAUUCAUCGCGUCAUCUCAAAAUCUACAGCUGCGACAACGUCUGCAUCACCCCGCCCCAAAGAUGCAGACAAGGAGACACAGCCCCAUUAUCCAACAGUCCGUUCCAACUUGAACUCCUUCCAAACUUAUAACACCGACUCGGGCUAUCAUGGAAUAGAAGAUUACGACGAUGUGGUUUUGCCCGACACACAGCCAAACACCCAGGUUUCCACACAGUCGAUGGAAGUGGAGGAGCCGACAGUGCUGACCCCUCAGGUCGAUAUCUCGACCAAUCACCAAGCAACUGAAGAUUCCUUCCAUUCUGCCCAGGAAAAUGUUCGUGCACGAGAGGAGACUGUAGAUCCCACAAAUGAGGAGCCAACUCCCACGUCGGAACGGACGACAACGCCUACGAAGGUGAUCUCCAAGGAGCCAGGACUAGAGCGGGAAAUGAGCUCCACACCGACACCCAAGACACAACCUAAGGUCAAGGAGAGACUCGGCAAGCAGAAACAACAAGAGAAGCCAGCAGAUCCGCAAGAACCCCAUACCCAGGACGAGGCCCAAGAUAAACCUCAGGAGGUGCCCAUUAAAGAGCCGGCUUUGCAAGCUCAGUCCUCUCCAGCGAAGCCUGUCGCUGCUGCGGUGUCGCAAGUGCAGCAGGGCCAGGAGCAUGAAGAUACGGACAUGGAUAUGGAAGAUGAUUUGAAGGAAGACACAAUCCUUGACAGCUUCGAUGACAUUGGGUCUCCCUCUGACAAUUCUACUCCCGAACGCCCAUUUGUUCGAAAGAGCAGUCUCAGUUUCGCCUCCCUUCCAGCACGGGAACCUCUGACCAAGAGCAUUGGAGGCUCACGGCUUUCCCGUACCAGCCAUAUUGAUCUCCCCAAGUUAAGUAAUGCCGGUAGACCUAGUUACCUGGGCAGACAGACUGGGAGCCACAAGAAUGCUCAGGCCCCAUCGGACGACCAUAUUCGUAGCUCUGGCUCCAUGGACCUUGAUGACGAGAAGCAUGAUGGCGAUACCAUGAAUGCGGAAAAGGCCAGCAAAAUGCACAGCACGAAAUCGACUCAGAGUCUCCAUGAAAGAAUUAGCAUGCUUGGAAAGGCUCCACCAUCACGACCAAAGAAGUCAAUCGCGGCACCCGUGGUGGGAACUGCAUCUGCUGGUCAAGUGGCUUAUCCAGAGCUACCUGCUACCAAAGCCGAGUCUCGAUCCGAGUCUUCUGAUCUCAAGACUCGUGCAAUUCCGACUUCGGAUUCCGCGGCAGCUGAUGAGGAUGACUGGAUUCCCCAACAACCAACUCUCGAAAGGAGCAAGACCGCAGACGUCAUGGAGAACCUUCAUGCAGAUAAAAUUCAAUCUUUCGGCAAGAAGGACGCAUUCCCUACCAAAGACAAGCAUUCUGCUGAGCCCGAACGUCCCAAGUCAUCGUACUCAAUUUUUUCAUCGCCUCGCCCUCAAAGUCAUCAACAAAGCGCUUCACUCUCGCAUAUGACCCCGGUUGCGUCCACUACUCCCACUGGAUCGCCUCGGCGGUAUGAUGGCCCCAUCAGCGCUUCAAAGAUUCGAUUGCAAUCAAUAAUGAAGAGCGCCAAAGGAUUGUUCACAAGCACCGGCAGCUCGGUCCGGAUUGAACCAUCCUCACCCGAGCAAGCUCGUGUUCAACCCAAUCAACGAACGAGUGCGGAAAGGGUUGACGAUGAAGUUGAAGACAAACCACAGCCUCGUCAAUUAGCCAAUUCUCCACGACAGGAGGGCCGUCGAACCCGCAGUUCUACCGAAAAGGAGCAGAAGCAGCGGCAGAAGGACUUGGAGGAUCGACAACUUGAAGAAUCUCGCCAAGAGAAGGCCCGUGAACAGGAAAGACAGCGCGCUAUCCAACUGAAAGCCGCCCAAGACAAAUCAUCCAUCGAACCGGAAGAGCGAACGAACACACAGGCCCACAAGUCCUCGCAGUCAUUAAGAACACAGAGUCGUGAGCCUGAAUCUGCCACAGAAGGCUCAAGGAUUGCCAUGUCUCAGGCCAAGCAGAACGAUCGACGGCCUAAACCAACUCGUGAACCCAUGCAAAAGCCCAAGCCACAACCUGUGUCUGUCCGCGUUGGCAGCACUCUGUCCCGCGCGAUCCCAAUGCCCACAGCUUCUUCUGCUGUUCAAGAAACGAAUGUUCCGGCACCUGCAUCGAAACCCGCAACUUUGAAAAAGAAGGCCAGCAACAACUCUCUUCACACCGCUUCAUCCACGAGCAGUUUCAAGAGCUCCGUUUCCAGUCAGACACAGGCUCAGCGAAAGGCCCAGCUUGCUAGCGAAAGGAAACGGGAGCAAGAGGAAAGAAAGCGAGAACAGGAGGAGAGGAAACGGGAGCAGGAAGAACGUGAGGCUCGUCGGAAAGACGAACAACGGCGAGAACAGGACCGCAAGCGAGCUCUGCAGCUCAAGCAGCAGGAAGAAGCUCGUCGACAGGCUGAGAGUCGUGCUGAGGCGGACCGUGAGCGCCGAGAGCAGUCUGCUCAGGAGGAUUCCCAAAGGGCAGCAAACAAGCAGGCGAUUGAGAAGUGGCGGAUGGAGAACAUGCGAAGACAAGAACCCGGUGUUCCACGACCUGCUUCGCGUUUGGGCUCUCUUCAACCCUACGGACGAUCGAUCAACACACCUGCUUCUAACCCUGCCAAGCCGCCUAAGAGAGUGAUGGACGAGGAGGCAGGUCACCGGGCAGCCGUUACCAAGCCCAGCAAUGUGCAGCCUUCUGGUGAGGCUAAGCGGGUCAAGACAGAUGAUGAGCACGGACAACCUGUGCGAACAAUAGGGCGCCCAGUCCGCCCGCCCAGCACUAUUCGCAAGCCUUCAAUUUCAAUGUUUGGUCAGUCUGGUAUCGGUCAUCAGAGUGGAUCUUCAGUCUUGAAAAUUGGUCAGCCUCAAAGACCCGGACCUGGGCACCCGCUGGACAUGUCCUCGUUGGCAAAUGGCAAGAUUCCCUUCGCGGAGCCUAACCGUGCACCUCCACCAUCAGCACACAAGCCUGCUCCUAGCUCUGUCCAGCGGAACCCUGCUCAGCCCAAGCCCUCACCUAAGUACCCCAGCGGUGACAGUAUCCACCUCCCCGAGAUUGCCACGGACAGCGAAGACGAAGACGACUCAGACUCUGAGAUGUUCCCCGUGCCUAAGUGGGCGCAGGCUAAGGAGCUCAAUGAUCUCCUUGUGGAGCAGGACGGAAUGGAAGUCGACUCGAUCUUCGGACCUAUUGCGCCCUUCUCUUUGGAAGAAACUUUCAAGGCGGACAAAAAGAUUAAGAAAUACCGCGACAGAACCAGCAGUGCAAACUGGUCUGGUCCUGACGGUCUUACUCAGGAGGAAAUUCGCAAAGAUGUGGCUGAUCGACAAAAGCUACGUCGCAAUGGUGGAUGGUCCUUUAAUGCGUAG